This is a messenger RNA of Rotaria sordida, 884 nucleotides long. The record is from the annotation of a GenBank genome assembly. Lineage: Eukaryota; Metazoa; Rotifera; Eurotatoria; Philodinida; Philodinidae.
AUGGGACAGAAAGAAAGUUCAAUACGUGAUGAUAGUUUCAACAGUGAAUCCAAAUCUAAUGUUAAAACUGGUUCUAAUAAUACAAUUAAAACUGCAAGAGGACGGUAUGACGAUCAGUUAUUAAAACGUUGUGAAAACGUUUAUUUUGAUGUUGAAGCUUGGUAUAGGAUCAUACAAAGUGAAACAUUUUAUACUGAAUUUAUUCCAAUUUCUCCAUCAAUUGCUCAAGCAUUUGUUAACUUUUAUCAAACACGAUAUAGUUCAACAAAAUUAUUAAAUUUCAAUGACAUACAACUUAUUACAUCAAUACAAAAUCAACUAAAAGAACAAAUAUUCAAUUCAAAAACAAAUAAAUUUCAAAGUAAUGGCACUUUUAUUCGUUUAAGUUCACGAAGUCCAAAAGAUGGAAAGCCCUUAGAUUAUCAAAAAAUCAGUCAAUUCUAUAAUCAAAAACUAAACGAAUUACAAGUCCAAUAUCUAGAUGAAUAUAAAUCAAUUGAGGGCAAAGCAAAUAUGCAAAUGAUUGCUUAUUGUUAUGCUCAAUUUCAUUCUUUAAAAGUUACUGAUGAAAUUCAAGCAUUCAAUCUGAUUCUAUCAAGUGAAAGAGUUUAUUAUGAUUUAAUAGAAGUACUCGAUUGCCAACAAGUAAAAGAUAAUAAAGUUGCUAAUAUCAAUAAUAUUAAACUACAUGAUUGGAAUAACAAUAUAAUCAUUCGUGAAUGGAAUAAUUUAUUAGAUCCAUCGAUGGAAUUUCGUUGUUUUGUUUAUCAAUCGAAAUUAACUGCUAUAUCACAAUACGAUUAUUAUUGUAAAUAUUAUCAUCUACAAAAUAAUGGAAUUGUUCAACAAAUAAAAAUAACAAUUAUUAAAUAUUGGCAAGAAAA